AUGUUGAUACACCAUCCUGAACUACGGGGGAACCGGGCAACGGCUCUAGCGGCUGCUGGCGAGUACGAGGGCCGAUUUCGAUCGCUGAGCUUCAAAGACGAGGAAGGCCGGGUGCGUGACGGGUUCGACGCCUUUGUCCCAGGCAAAAACGGGGGGCUCAGGGAAGGGUUGCAGAAGCUCGGGGCCGAGCGUGACAGAUUGGCUAGCAUCGAAGAGGAGCAAAGGAAGAUAUGUCGAGAGGCCAAACGGCUGGAAUUCGUCCGCUUCGCUCGACGGAAGUGGCUCGCGUCAGACCUAGCCGCAGAGAGUGUUCAGCGGGUUUUUCGCGGCCACAUCGGUAGGAAAAGAGCCGCUCUGAAUGCAGAGGUGCGGCGGCUCACCGGAGAGGCUCGCAUGGAGUGGGUGGAGGCAAGUGCACCGUCGUAG
Molecule: messenger RNA, 426 nt
Organism: Ectocarpus sp. CCAP 1310/34
Lineage: Eukaryota; Phaeophyceae; Ectocarpales; Ectocarpaceae
Source: the annotation of a GenBank genome assembly